AUGAAAGCGGUACUCGUCACAGCCCUGUUCGGCCAACUGGCCCGGUCAUCCCCCAGGCCAGCUCUGCCUCUCGACAUAGACACCAAGGCAGCCCUGAACUCGCGCCUGGCCAACGUCUACCUCUCCUCCAGGUCGGUCGAAUCAGCCCCGGCCGGGACCCUGACUUACACAUAUGGCGAGUGCACGUCAGAGAGCCAUCAAGAUGCUCACCACGUGAUUGCAACUGCCCCGGGUCCUGCAGGCUCCGGCGAGAGCAGAUUGGCAUGGAGCAUCCCCGAGGAUGCCAAGUCGGGUGGCUGCAUAUCUGCGUGGGAUUCUGCCGGCCGGCUCGUCGGGCGCAGUGGACCUCAGACGAUGCAUCCGAGCAGGAGCCGCAAAGCCAAGCGCGGCAUCGUCAUGUCGCAGACUGAUGGCUUCGACACCCUCGGGCCGUGGUUCGAUGGCGUGGCGCACCUCGAGGCAAAGAACCUGAGUGUUGUGGAUGCCGACGCUGCCAAGGCUUCCAAGGUCGGAAUUGUCGGUGCUGGAAUGUCCGGUCUCAUGACAUACCUCGUCCUCAGCCAAGCGGGCAUGAAGAACCUCGAGAUCAUCGAGGCGAGCUCCAGACUAGGCGGCCGCGUCCACACGGCGUACCUGUCCGGCGGGCCCUCGGGCUUCCAGAACGGGACCUUUUCCUACCAAGAGAUGGGUCCCAUGCGUUUCCCCGCCACCAUCGAGCUCAACAACCAAACGCUCAACAUCAGCGACCACCAGCUCGUCUUUGACCUGGCCGACGAGAUGAACCGGCUGAACGGCCACUCCAAGAACCUCAGCAUCGACUUCAUCCCCUGGUACCAGACCUCGCAGCAGGGAUUGACAUACAAAAACUCCAUCAAGCUGCCGAAUGGCAUCGCCCCCACCCUUACCGAGGUCGCCCAGAACGCAUCCUUGAGGGUCGACCUGGAGAUGGACAACUCCACCGCAGCGCUCAGCGCCAAGGUGGGCUCGCUCGAGUCGAAUGAGGAGUUCUUUGCAGAGAUCGCAAAGAACAUGCACAAGGCUCAUAGCGAUUUCAUCCACAACAAGGUCCCAGGUGAAAUCGGCGGCCGGUGGAGUGAAUUCGGCUACAUGGUCAACUACCUGAACCAGACACUGAACGACACAAGCAUGGUCGUUGGUUCGGGAUCUUCAGACUUUUGGGAUACUCUUUACGAAGGCAUGUACUUUAGCGCCUCAACGUACAAGACGGUGAACGGUGGCUUGAACCGCAUCCCAGAGAGCUUCCACCCGUUGGUUGACAACGCUACCAUCAUGGGGCGCAAGAUUGAGCGCGUACAGCGCGACAAGACGACGGGCAAGGUGACGCUGCAGUGGCGAGACAGCUUCAAGGAUGCCCAGUUCAAGUCAUCGACAUAUGACUAUGCCGUCUUGGGCGUGCCAUUUUCUGUGCUGAAGAACUGGCGUUUCACCCCGCCCCUGGUUGGUACCAUCGCAAACGCCCUCACGCAGAUCCCAUACAACGGGGCCUGCAAGAUCGCAUUGGAGUUCAGCGAGCGCUUCUGGGAGACGAAGCUCCCCAACCCCAUCUAUGGCUCGUGCUCCACUACCACAGAUAUCCCAGGUAUUGGCAGCAUUUGCUACCCAUCCUACGACAUCAACGGCACUGGCCCCGCCUCCAUCCUCGCCAGCUACAUCUCCGCAGACCAGUGGGGAAUCCGUAUGGCAACGCUCAGUGAGGAAGAGCACGUGCAGUAUGUCCUUGACGCCAUUCUCGAAAUCCACGGCCCUGCCGCCGAGGGUCUGUACACGGGCAAGUACAACAGAAAGUGCUGGUAUCAAGAUCCGCUAGAGGCGGGCAGCUGGGCAUCUCCUCUUGCCGGGCAGCACGAGCUCUUCAUCCCGGAAUACUUCAAGACCCAUGAUGGAGUCAUCUUUGUCGGCGAGCACACAUCCUACACCCAUGCUUGGAUCUCCUCGGCUCUCGAGAGUGGCAUUCGGGGAGGCGUACAGCUAUUGCUCGAACUCGGGCUUGUGGAUGAAGCAAAAGCCGUUGUGGACAAGUGGAUGGCUCGCUGGAUUGAAAUUGUAAUAAUAAGAUCUGAGGGAAACAACAAGAUGUAUCCCAAG
Messenger RNA from Pyricularia pennisetigena, 2106 nucleotides. RefSeq lists its product as uncharacterized. Lineage: Eukaryota; Fungi; Ascomycota; Sordariomycetes; Magnaporthales; Pyriculariaceae. Gene Ontology annotation, biological process: amino acid catabolic process. The annotation marks the transcript as partial. Gene Ontology annotation, molecular function: L-amino-acid oxidase activity; polyamine oxidase activity. The transcript is spliced from 7 exons. The record is from RefSeq and is a predicted model, not a curated record.